Molecule: messenger RNA, 1220 nt
Organism: Cornus florida
Lineage: Eukaryota; Viridiplantae; Streptophyta; Magnoliopsida; Cornales; Cornaceae
Exons: 3
Coding region: 1-1119 (372 amino acids)
Source: RefSeq, a predicted model, not a curated record
AUGUGUAGUGGUCCUUAUGUGGAGAUUGACAUGAGAUCCGGUGAGGUAGAUGGAUAUGAUGCAAUAUUCCUUAGUCCACAUAAGUUCGUCGGGGGACCCGGUACUCCCGGAAUUCUUCUAAUGAGCAAAGUCCUUUAUCAAUUAGGAUCUUCACCGCCUUCAACAUGUGGUGGAGGAACUGUUAGCUUUGUCAAUGGAUUCAAUGAAGAGGACACACUGUAUUAUGACGAUGUGGAAGAGAGAGAAGAUGCCGGAACUCCUCCAAUUAUUCAGAAAAUAAGAACAGCAAUGGCUUUCUCGUUAAAAGAAUACAUUGGUUAUGAAGUGAUCCAAAAGCAGGAGCACUAUUUCAUAGACAGAGCGCUUGACCGGCUUUUUGCAAAUCCAAACAUUUGGGUAUUAGGAAAUAAUAGUGUAAAAAGGCAAGCUAUCUUGUCCUUUCUCGUGUUCUCCACAACAAAUUCCUCAUUUCAUGACUUAAAAAACAAGGCAAGUGAUGGAGGAAUUUCCAUUUGGAGAGAGUCUGGAAACGUGAGAGAUAAACCCCUUCAUGGCCCUUUUGUUGCAAAGCUCCUCAAUGACCUUUUUGGCAUCCAGGCUCGUGGUGGGUGUGCUUGUGCUGGACCUUACGGUCACCAUCUUCUUCAUGUCGAUGAGCCUCAUUCAAUUUCCUUCAAAUCCGCCAUCCAAAAGGGUUACCACGGAGUGAAGCCCGGAUGGACACGAAUUAACUUUGCUUAUCACAUGUCAGUAGAAGAGUUCGAGUUCAUUCUUGCUGCAUUGGAAUUCAUAGCCAUGUAUGGCCAAAGGUUCCUUGUGCUCUAUGACUUCGACUGGAAAAUAGGCAAUUGGACAUUGAAGAAGAAGGCAUUCAAAGAGAUUCAAGCAAUCAAGCAAUGCAGACAAGAAUUCAAUAAUUUGUUGAUCAAUCAAGCUUUCCAAACCGCCAAUUUUGAAGACAAUAAUGCAAUUGCUGAUAACACUACUAUUGAGAUGAUUCACAAAUAUGUGUCUUACUUGGAAACUGCAAAAAAAGUUGCUCAUUCUCUCCCAAAGUUUCCUCCUCCUAGAAAGGUUCCGAAAGAGAUUGAUCUUGAUCUAGUGCAGUUCAGAAUUUAGUCUUGUUCAUCUCUAUUUAUAUAUAUUUUUUAUUAAUUUUUAAUCUAAUGCAAAUUUGUUCUAACAACAUAUGCUGACAUUUAGUUCCAGUUAUAUAUUGU